AUGUCAGUGCCACCACAGGCAUUUGUAAAUAAAAAUAAAAAGCACUUCUUGGGUAUCCCUGCACCUUUAGGUUAUGUAGCUGGAGUCGGUCGAGGUGCGACAGGUUUCACUACUCGAUCUGAUAUUGGGCCAGCUCGGGAUGCAAACGAUGUUUCUGAUGAUCGACAUGCUCCUCCAGCCGCUAAACGUAAAAAAACAGAAGAAGAGGAUGAUGAUGAAGACUUGAAUGAUUCCAAUUAUGAUGAGUUUUCUGGAUAUAGCGGCUCAUUGUUUUCAAAGGAUCCUUAUGAUAAAGAUGAUGCUGAAGCUGAUGCAAUAUAUGAAUCAAUUGACAAACGGAUGGAUGAAAAACGAAAAGAAUACAGAGAAAAAAGACUAAAAGAAGAUUUAGAGAGAUACCGUCAAGAAAGGCCCAAAAUUCAACAACAAUUUUCUGAUUUGAAACGAGAACUAAAAGUUGUCACAGAAGAAGAGUGGGCAGCAAUUCCGGAGGUAGGUGAUGCUAGAAACCGAAAACAGCGUAAUCCACGGGCUGAGAAAUUCACUCCAUUACCUGAUAGUGUUCUCUCAAGGAAUCUUGGAGGGGAAUCUUCAUCCUCCAUUGACCCCGGAUCUGGUCUGGCUUCAAUGAUGCCAGGUGUUACAACUCCAGGAAUGUUAACACCAUCAGGUGAUUUAGAUUUAAGAAAGAUUGGUCAAGCUAGAAAUACUCUUAUGACUGUUAAACUAUCUCAAGUAUCAGACUCGGUUACUGGGCAGACAGUUGUCGAUCCCAAAGGAUAUCUAACAGACUUGCAAUCGAUGAUACCAACAUAUGGUGGGGACAUAAAUGAUAUUAAGAAGGCACGUCUGUUGCUGAAAUCUGUCAGGGAAACAAACCCUAACCAUCCCCCAGCAUGGAUAGCUAGUGCGCGACUGGAGGAAGUGACAGGCAAAGUGCAAUCAGCCCGCAACCUGAUAAUGAAGGGGUGCGAGGUGAACCCGAGCAGCGAGGAGCUGUGGCUGGAAGCGGCUCGACUGCAGCCGCCUGACACGGCUCGAGCGGUGAUCGCCCACGCCGCCAGGAACCUCCCGCACAGUGUGAGGAUCUGGGUCAAGGCUGCCGAGCUGGAGCAAGAGACUAAGUCGAAGCGUCGCGUGUACCGCAAGGCACUGGAGCACAUUCCCAACUCGGUGCGCUUGUGGAAGGCGGCCGUGGAGCUGGAGAACCCGGAGGACGCCCGCAUCCUGCUGUCCAGGGCCGUGGAGUGCUGCCCCACCAGCGUGGAGCUCUGGCUGGCGCUGGCCAGGCUCGAGACAUACGAGAACGCCAGGAAGGUGCUCAACAAGGCCCGCGAGAACAUACCGACGGACAGACAGAUUUGGGUCACGGCCGCCAAACUGGAAGAGGCGCACGGCAACACUCACAUGGUGGAGAAGAUAAUAGACCGCGCAAUUACCUCACUGAGCGCCAACGGAGUGGAAAUCAACAGAGAGCAUUGGUUCAAGGAGGCCAUGGAGGCUGAGAAAUCAGGAGCGGUUCAUACUUGCCAGGCGAUCAUUCGCGCAGUGAUCGGCCACGGCAUCGAUCCCGAAGACCAGAAACACACGUGGAUGGAGGACGCUGACGCCUGCGCCAACGAGGGCGCGUACGAGUGCGCGCGUGCCGUUUACGGCUACGCGCUGUCGGUGUUCCCGUCGAAGAAGUCGAUCUGGCUGCGCGCCGCCUACCUGGAGAAGCAGCGCGGCACCAGGGCCAGCCUGGAGGCGCUGCUGCAGCGCGCCGUGGCCCACUGCCCCAAGUCCGAGGUGCUCUGGCUCAUGGGCGCCAAGUCCAAGUGGCUCGCGGGUGACGUGCCAGCCGCAAGAGGCAUCCUGUCGCUAGCCUUCCAAGCCAACCCCAACUCGGAGGAGAUCUGGUUGGCGGCCGUCAAACUGGAGAGUGAGAACAAAGAGUACGAUAGGGCGAGACGGCUGCUCGCUAAAGCACGAGCCUCCGCCCCAACGCCCAGGGUGAUGAUAAAAUCGGCCAAACUGGAGUGGGCGCUGAACAACCUGGACGAAGCGCUUAACUUGCUGGACGAGGCGAUAAAGGUGUUUGGAGACUACGCCAAGCUGCACAUGAUGAAGGGUCAGAUCGAGGAGCAGAUGAAUAGAGAUGAUGACGCUCACAACACCUACACGCAAGGGUUGAAGAAAUGCGCGACUAGCGUGCCCAUGUGGAUACUGUUGUCGAGGCUGGAGGAGAAGUUGAAGCACGUGACCAAGGCGAGGUCUGUGCUGGAGAAGGCGCGCCUCAGGAACCCAAAGAAUCCGGAACUGUGGCUGGAAAGUGUAAGACUGGAGAGGAGAAACGGCAGCGCGGAAAUUGCUAACGCCGUGAUGGCGAAAGCCCUACAAGAGUGUCCGAACGCAGGUCGUCUUUGGGCGGAAGCCAUAUUCAUGGAGUCUCGGCCGCAGAGGAAGACAAAGAGCGUGGACGCGUUGAAAAAGUGCGAGCACGACGCCCACGUGCUGCUCGCCGUCUCUCAGCUGUUCUGGAGCGAGAGGAAACUGAACAAGUGUCGCGAGUGGUUCAACCGGACGGUGAAGAUCGACCCGGACCUGGGUGACGCGUGGGCGUUCUUCUACACGUUCUUAAUAUUAUUGACACUGUUAUUACCGUGCAAUAUAACCUACAGGUUAAGAUCGACCCGGAUUUGGAGACGCGUAGGCGUUACUAUUAUGACCGUGCGGUAUAACCUACAGGUGAAGAUCGACCCGGACCUGGGUGACGCGUGGGCGUUCUUCUACAAGUUCGAGCUGUUGCACGGCACCGAGCAGCAGCAGGAGGACGUGAGGGCGCGCUGCAAAGCGGCCGAGCCCCACCACGGCGAGAACUGGUGCCGGCACGCCAAGGACAUCGCCAACUGGUGCUUCAGCACCGAGCAGGUGCUGCUCCUCGUGGCCAAGGACCUGCCCGUGCCCACG
Molecule: messenger RNA, 2949 nt
Organism: Iphiclides podalirius (scarce swallowtail)
Lineage: Eukaryota; Metazoa; Arthropoda; Insecta; Lepidoptera; Papilionidae
Source: the annotation of a GenBank genome assembly